Girardinichthys multiradiatus is the source of this 2862-nucleotide messenger RNA. RefSeq lists its product as uncharacterized. The transcript is spliced from 7 exons. Lineage: Eukaryota; Metazoa; Chordata; Actinopteri; Cyprinodontiformes; Goodeidae. The record is from RefSeq and is a predicted model, not a curated record. Bases 69 to 755 code for a protein of 228 amino acids.
CAUGGGUUUAUUCUGUGUCCUAGGAUGUUUUUCGGGUCCAUGUGAGUGUUUGAUCCCGGUCAGAGGUCAUGCUGCGGAGGGAGUCUGACAUCCACAGCCUGUUUACCUCCGGAGAGACAUCCGAUAAUGACUGUGAGAUGGGGGCGAGUUGUGAAGAGGUAGAGAUAGUGUGUCUGUGCGAGGCUGGUCCCUGUACACUUUAUUCAGAAGCACACGCGCCUACGCUGGACACUCUGCUAUGUGAACACUGUGGAAAAAACAGAGUCAUGUUAACCAGGUACUCUGAGGGAUAUGGCACAGAGGAGGAGUGUGCAUUAUCCGACCCUCAGGGAGAAAGUGAUGCAGACGCUGACAUAGAAGACACAGACUGCAGACUCCAGGAGCACAGUUCUCUCCAGCGAAUCAGCUCGCGCAGGCGCAAGCGUCCUCGAGUGGCGCGUCAAGACACCACGGAGAGCGAGGACGACGGCGGGCGGAGCCACAAGACCCAUCGCUGGAACCUGCGUCUGAGUCCUGACAGGGCACACAGCAAGACCAUCCUGGAGGAGAGUGUUUCACAGGUGAGGCCGCUGAUCAUCACUGGGCCCAACGUUGAGAAGCAGAAGAGUCCAGCAGGUCUGCCCCGAGGUUCUAAACUGAUGUCCCUGUGGCCCUCGUCGCUCUCUCUCCCCGUCAAACUUCUGCUCCUGCUGCCUGUCUCCCUCUCCCUUGUCAUGGUUAUAAUCUCUUUCCUGCUGCCCAGGACCGCCACAUGACAUAACAUUCUGUUUUCCAAACAUCACACAAAUGUCAUCAUGUCUUAUAAUGUAAUAGAUAGCAUAAAUAUUUUUUAUUUUUUUAAAUGAGGAAUAUAAACUACAGUAGAAGAUAGUUAGAAUUGAUUUUUUUUCUGUUUAGGGCACAAUUAAACUCCUGAAGGAUGUUAAACCCGUUUUUGCCAGGUCUUUUCACUGAGCAUACAAUCACAGCUAAAAGUAAAAUACAAACUGAGUUCUUGGCUGUGUCUCAAAGCUCACCCUAAGUUUCAGUUUCUCACCCCCUCGUUUGUAAAAAUAGACCUCUCAUCUUGCGCCGUUGUAAUGAGCUGCAAGAGCGAUAUGAGUGGGGGGUGGUGGUGCAGAGAAGCACAGGAACUUUCAAAUAGGGUAAUAACACACUCAGUAGGAAAACAUGUGAAAUGCUGCUACACUAUGCAAUUCCUCCAUUCCUCCUGCAGCACUGUGAGUGCUCUUAGAGAUCUUCUGCCUGGUUGUGUCCUUGGCCCCCAUCCCAUAACAGCCCCCCCCCCUGAGGAGGGAGUAUCUUCUGGGACCCGUGGCUCUAAAUAGCGUGCAACCCAAUUUAAAAGGCAAUAGGAGCUGAGAUUAGACAUAGCGUCUCUGAUGUAUAGUCUACAGAACAUGGAUUUUCUUUUUUUUCUAUUGUUUAGGGAAAUAGUUUAAACAGCAGUCCAUCUUUGUUAUUUCUUCAUGACAGAAUCUUUCUGUGUUUAUAGUGAAAUGAGCUGACCUCAAAACAAAAUAAGCUUUUUGUGAAAGAUACUGUAACGAUGUACAAUACCUUCAUAUACACCUAGUUAUUCCCAUAAUGCCAACAUGACAAAUGUUGAUCUUAUUUAUGUGGGUUAUUGUAUAAUUGUUUAGAAAAACUGAACUUGACAAUCAAUCACACUAAUUGUUGCAAGCUGAAAUGCCUUUUUGGCUUCUGCACUGUGUUAUAUUUAUUUAUUUUAUUAUAUGGUGUUCUUUUAACUUAUGAGUGAUCUUUGAACUUUUUUGUCCUACAUGACAGGAGAGAGAAGUGGAUGUUAUUGAUAUCAUUGUGUUGUACUGUAUUCUAGUCCAAACUGUGAAUAAGUUUAGUAUAUGAAACCCUUAUAGGUUUUCUACCCUGGUGUUUUCCCCUCCUAAAGCUUGCUUUUCUUCCAGUGUAUACUGUACGUACAUUCAUCUUUGUAUAUCAUGGGGCAAUAAAAGAUCAAUAAAACUAGAUUGUAUUUUAACAAAAAGAUGUUGUGGGGGUCUAUUAAUAGAACAUUUUUUUUAUUGUUUGAAAGGUAUUUAUUGAGCAAUAUAAAAACAUAAUAUUUCUUGUUGGAGCGAGGUCUGUGAAGUGUAAGCUAUUAUUUUGGGCAGCGGAUGUAAAAACAUGAGGUUUAAGCUUGAAAAGAAGAAUGUAAGUAAGUAGUUAUUGAGGUGCUAUGUUGUGUCACCACAUAAGGACAGAUUGGCAGACAAGAUGCAGACGAAUUAUUGGUGCUAAUCCCGCAUUCGCAUCUAACGGUGACUAUUAGCUAAUGCCGUUUAAGUUAGCGUCUGCUUUGUAGAUUCCUAUUAAAUAUCAUAUGAAAGGGAGUAUUUAAUGCUGUUCUGAUGUUAGGACCAUGUUAGAAUACAACAGGCUAAAAUCAAAAAUAUAUGAACUACUCAGACAUCACAAUAUUUUACACUGAUUUGGGAUUUGUUAAACCUUUGAUCUAAUUCCUACAACUAGAGCAUUGAGACUUAUUAUGUAGCUUUUCUCUACCACAGGUGAGCUGGGUGUAUUGUUAUACUGGCAAUAUUUCUACUUCUUGAAGGAUGGAGAGAUAUACUAAUAGGAAUAAUUGUGAUUUCCAUUCUUUGAAACACCCAUUCAUUUAAAAACAUAUUUAGUUGGUUGCACUUGGAAACUUCACCAUUAGAUGUCACUAAUUCUAAGGCACAGUCAGUUUGGGUGGCUCAGGCCUAGAUUUAAUUCAUGAUUUGGUAAGAAUUUCCUCGAGAAGCAGUGAGAAAAAAAAAGUUGAUAUUCAAAUAAAAAUUUAAAAACACCUCCACAGAAACUUUUUAAAGCAAGUUAUUGCCUUUACUGAAAGAAUUG